AGCCAACUCGAAGAACAGACUUUAAGAAUUGCGAAAGUUGCCGUGUUUACCUUUCAUGAUCAUAAGCUAAAGCUUCAAAUGUAGGGAAUUAUCUGCCUGGUGAUUUUUUCACGCUAGUAACUUUUUUCUCAGCAUCUUAAGAGUGAAGUAAAUCCUGCAUCCAUGCCUAGAGAUCUCAUCUGAGAUGGCGUCGUCAGAAAACGAAACUAUCUCUUUGGAUCAUAUCCAUCGAGAACCUGCAAAUCCUGGAGAACAACUCUCCAUUACGGGAAGCAGAGAUCUAUUGACAGCUGCCAUUCGUCCGCCUAGAUCCCGCCGAAGAGUUAUUGUCAUUCUUGUUGCUAUUGCAGUGGCAAUCGUCGCGGCAGUGUUCAUUGGAAAACAAGUUUCGAAAUACGUUAGUGAUAAUAGGAAAGAUGUCAAUGAGUGCAACGAUGGCGGCCGUGGUUGUGGCACGAAGGUAAAUUGUACCAACUCUAAUGGCUCGCAAAACUGUACCUGUAAGGAAGGAUACACUGGAGACGGACAAUCUUGUCAAGAUGUCAAUGAGUGUAGCGAUGGCAACCAUGUUUGCCAUGUUAAUUCCAACUGUAACAACACAAAUGGUUCUCAUAUUUGUACUUGCAAGGAAGGAUACACUGGAGAUGGACAGUUAUGUCAAGAUAUCGAUGAAUGCAGCAAUGGAAGCCAUGAUUGUGACGUAAAUGCGAAUUGUACAAACACUAAUGGCUCAUAUAGCUGCACCUGUAAGGAAGGAUACACUGGAAAAGGAGAGUCAUGCCAAGAUAUCGAUGAGUGCCUCAAUAGAAGCCAUGCUUGUGACGUGACUGCGAGUUGUACAAACACUGACGGCUCCUACAACUGCGCCUGUAAGGAAGGAUACACUGGGGACGGACAGUCAUGCCACGAUGUCAAUGAGUGUAGCAAUGGCAGCCAUGUUUGCCAUGUUAAUUCGAACUGUAACAACACAAAUGGUUCUCAUAUUUGUACUUGCAAGGAAGGAUACACUGGAGAUGGACAGUCAUGUCAAGAUAUCGAUGAAUGCAGCAAUGGAAGCCAUGAUUGUGACGUGAAUGCGAAUUGUACAAAUACUAAUGGCUCCCAUAGCUGCACCUGUGAGGAAGGAUACACUAGAAAAGGAGAGUCAUGUCAAGGCAUCGACGACUGCAGCACUGGAAGCUAUGUAUGUGACAUAAAUGCGAACUGUACUAACACUGACGACUCUUAUAUCUGCGCCUGUAAGGAAGGAUACACUGGAGACGGGCAUUCAUGCCAAGAUGUCAAUGAGUGUGGCAAUGGCAACCAUGUUUGCCACGUUAAUUCGAACUGUAACAACACAAAUGGUUCUCAUAUUUGUACUUGCAAGGAAGGAUACACUGGAGAUGGACAGUCAUGUCGAGAUAUCGAUGAGUGCCUUAGUGGCAGCCAUGCUUGUGACGUGAUUGCAAAUUGUACCAACACUGACGGCUCUCACAACUGCACUUGUAAGGAAGGAUACACUGGGGACGGACAGUCAUGCCAAGAUAUCGACGAAUGCAACAAUGGAAGCCAUGAUUGUGACGUAAAUGCGAAUUGUACAAACACUAAUGGUUCCCAUAGCUGCACCUGUAAGGAAGGAUACACUGGAAAAGGAGAGUCGUGCCAAGACAUUGAUGAGUGCAGUGAGGAUUUUGUCGUCAAGAUGAACGACUGCCAUCUGAAUGCCUCUUGCGUUAAUACCCAGGGCUCAUACAACUGCUCUUGCAAUCCUACCUAUAUUGGGAAUGGUUCUAUAUGUGAAGCCGAUCCAUGUUAUAAUUACCGCAACCUAAGUGAAGCUAACAGAAAAAGAAGUUACAGCACGCCGGAUGGUUCAGAGUUAUGUGACAACUCACUCCCUGAGGGAUGGUAUCGUUUUGUGGGAGCUGCAGGAACAAAAAUGCCAACAACGCGUGUGCCAGCAUACAGAUGUGGUACAGUCUGGUCAGGCUGGUUGAAUGGUGCUCAUCCUACAGUGGAUGAUGAUGAAGUUUCAAGAAAGGUCUGCUAUAGCUCCAGCUGCAAACAUUCAAGCACAAUUUCAGUUAAAAAUUGUGGAUCAUUUUUUAUUUACAAACUUGCUCAGCCCCCUAUUUGUUCUUCCCGCUACUGUGGCACGGACUAA
This is a messenger RNA of Pocillopora verrucosa, 2143 nucleotides long. The record is from RefSeq and is a predicted model, not a curated record. NCBI's taxonomy places the organism in Eukaryota, Metazoa, Cnidaria, Anthozoa, Scleractinia, Pocilloporidae.